Pimephales promelas (fathead minnow) is the source of this 1982-nucleotide messenger RNA. It is a transcript of the gene tomm34, whose product is annotated as translocase of outer mitochondrial membrane 34. Gene Ontology annotation, molecular function: heat shock protein binding. Lineage: Eukaryota; Metazoa; Chordata; Actinopteri; Cypriniformes; Leuciscidae. Gene Ontology annotation, cellular component: mitochondrion; cytosol. The record is from RefSeq and is a predicted model, not a curated record.
CUUCAAAUAGCAGCACCGAAGCUCGACAGCCGCUUCUGCCUUGAAAACUGAAACUGAAAUUCAACACCAUCCAUUUCUUUAGAGAGACUCAGCCGGUAAAAACGUGGUGUUUAUCCCGGCUCGCGCGCGAAGAAGAAGAAGCAGACGCAGAUGUUCUAGCGGAGUUGAGCGAUCACCAAAGCCCUUCCGUCUUCCUUUUCCAACAUUAGACGGCGAUUCUACCACAGUAACUUUGUUAACAGCAGUUAAGGGCCUCAACUGACUGGUCGUUACAGUGUAAUCAUGCCUCAGAAGCGGCGCUCGCAGUCGUGGAUGGAACUCAAACAAGCCGGUAACCAGUGUUUCAGAGCCGGCCAGUAUGGAGAAGCUGUGGCCCUCUACAGCCAAUCCAUCCAGCAGCUGGAGAAGUCUGGUCAGAAGGGAAACGAAGAAGAUCUGGCUAUUUUGUACUCCAACAGGGCCGCCAGUUACCUGAAAGAUGGAAACUGCAACGAAUGCAUUAAAGACUGUACAGAGUCUCUUAAAUUGGUUCCUUUUGGAUAUAAAGCUCUGCUUCGCCGGGCGUCAUCUUACGAGGCCUUGGAGAGAUACAGACAUGCUUAUGUGGACUACAAAACUGUUUUACAGAUAGACUGGAACUUACCGGCUGCUCACGAUGGUGUCAACAGAAUGACGAAGGCUUUGACGGAUAUAGACGGACCAUCUUGGCGAGAGAAACUGCCACCGAUUCCCAGCGUUCCUAUGUCCGUGAAAGAAAGCCGAGCGCAAGCCGCCAGUUCAGCCUCACAACAGAACAGCAUGGUUGACAACAAUAAAAAAGCACCAGGACCUGCAGCUGUUAAAAAGGCCAAAGCUCUUAAGGAACAAGGCAAUGCAUUUGUGAAGAAGGGCGAUCACAAGGCAGCUUUAGAGAAGUACACAGAGUCGCUCGGUCAGGACCCCACAGAAGUCACAACUUACACAAACAGGGCUCUUUGCUACCUGUCAUUAAAGAUGUACAAAGAAGCUCUAAGUGACUGUGAUGAGGCUCUUCUAAUGGAUUCUGCCAACAUUAAGGCAUUUUACCGACGUGCCCAGGCAUACAAGGAACUUCAAAACAAGGAGUCUUGUAUCAAAGAUCUCAACAGUUUGCUCAAAAUCGAUCCAAACAACAUAGCAGCACAGAAACUCCUACAGGAAGCACAGAAAAUGAAAUAACUCUGAUUGAAAAGUGGACAUGAGGAAACUUUCCCCAAGUGCCUCAAGUUGAUUUGCUGCUCAAAGCUACAAUGUUUGCUACAGAUUUCUGCUCAUCCUUCAGAUAUGCACGUCAUGGCGUUAUUUAAAAAAAAAAAAAAAGGAAAUAGUUUGUGUUCAUGUUCAUAUAGACACAUUUGACUGGGUUUAUUACUGUCAUUAAUGCAAUCAGGUUUCCUUCUGAAACUCCAGACUUGUGGUGGUUGUUAAAGUAGUUCAUUUAAUCACUAAUCAAAUCCGAUGUUGAUUUGGUGUGCGAUUUUAAUGUUUUUCAUUGCACACUGAACGGAACUGAAUUUUUCUAACAAAAUUACUUUUAAAUUAUUUCCACUUUAAACACUCUGUUUUAGGGCUGCAUUUUCUACUAAUUGUGUUCGCUUACCUUUUCCAGAGAAAGUACUCCGUUGUAUUGUUGAGGGUUAUGGUUAUUUACUGUCAAAACCAUUUAUGUUUAUAUACAUUUGUAAAGACUUGACACCUGUAUUUAUUGAUGUUUCAUAUGCCAUUUCGCAUAAAAACUAUGUAAACGGGUCUUUAAUUUAAAGAAAGUAAUGCAUCUGAUAAUAAAGGACAAUGUUCAGUAAUAUGGUAUUUUCUCAUCCUGUAAAUUGUCAGAUGUAAUGCUAAGGUCAGUGGUUACUUUUUUUUUUUUUUUUUUUUGAAAUUAGCAAUACUAAAAAGACAAAACAGUAAAUGCUAUGCAUGGACACAAGUAGUAUAACUAAUUAAAAACAAUUCAAAUCCAA